CGGUUUCAUCAACUUCCUUCCGUUUUGAUGAGGGAAUGAGAAUUGCAGGCCUACUUUCGAUCUUCUGAGACGUUGUUGGUGUGCCCUUGUCAAGGGUUUUAACAGCAGAAUGAGAUUGACACAAGCGCUCCAGUUUUACAUUCGAUACCGUAGGGUGCCAGGAUUACUUCGAUACGGGAAGAAUCGAGUUGUCACCCCCAUCAGCAUCAGUGCAAAGCGGAAAGCAGCGGAACUGAUGGUCUUCGAGCGAGAAAACAUCGAUAUCUUGAACAAGCCUUUCCUGUCUGUGGCUGAGGAGGCAGCCUACAACAGCACUGUAACCAAAACUCCGUACCGGAAUGAUCAAGAAAAAGCCAUGGACGAGUUCUUGGAAAAAUUGGAGUCGUUGCCUCGCCACAUCACAACAGACGAGGUUCUGGGUCACCUCAAUGUGGAUAAGAAGUGGGAAUGAUGGGGAGCCUUGUUUGAGUUAGUGAUGAAUCUGUGUGUGUGUGAAAGUGAAUAGAGCUACUGGUACUGUCUGUGUGUACAAACUGAAAGAAGAGUAUAGUAGUGAUGAAUCUGUGUGUACAAACUGAAACAAGAGUAUAGUACAGUGUGUAGUGAUUGGAACUGAUUGACAGUUUUGAAGAUCUGAUGAGGACUGAAAGUUUUUGGGGUUGUUGUCGUGUUCAGCAGGCUCUUGUCUCCAUUUGGACUGCAGAGUGUAAGAUUCUACCAUACCGUAUGCUUUUUUGUAAUGUCAGAUAUGACUGAGUCUUGCACUUUACACUGAGCUGUAGGACAUUAUUGUGAAAAGAGCUCUGGAUAUGGCAGCAUCAUGGAGAUAGUAGUUCCGGAUAUUUGACCUGUACGAAUGUAUAUUGUUCAGGUGAAGUGACUUGAAAGUUCCUUUGGUAAAGGAACAGUUGCACCAUGGAACUUCUCUCGGAGUGUACUCAGUUGUUCUUUUGAAGAUACUGCUAUUAGUCUAUAGUAUGCUAGAGUAAAGUGCAAAACAAAUGUCGAAAUACCAUAUUCAAACCUCUUAAUAAAGGUUUAAAAAUUGCCCACUAAGGAGAUGGGUCUUUUCCAUCCUUUUAGAAGUGAUUGGUAGAAAACAGUCACCGGCAGUGUAAAGGUGGCUUCAUUUACUGCAUAAGACUUGACACGUCUUGUGUCUUGACUAGUCUUGACAAGUAAAAAGAGUCUUGUGUCUACAGUUACAUCAAGUAGAUGUUUGGGUUCUGAACUCAAUAAAGGUAGCAGAGAAAUGUACAUUAAAUUUAUGAGUAUGAGGUUCACAAGAUUGAUACAUGCGGAAGUAAAAUAUAUCUGUCCAUGCA
This is a messenger RNA of Aplysia californica (California sea hare), 1325 nucleotides long. RefSeq lists its product as uncharacterized. Gene Ontology annotation, molecular function: structural constituent of ribosome. The coding region runs from base 110 to 451 and encodes 113 amino acids. Gene Ontology annotation, biological process: mitochondrial translation. The transcript is spliced from 3 exons. Gene Ontology annotation, cellular component: mitochondrial ribosome. NCBI's taxonomy places the organism in Eukaryota, Metazoa, Mollusca, Gastropoda, Aplysiida, Aplysiidae. The record is from RefSeq and is a predicted model, not a curated record.